UCAAACAUUAGCCUGCAUUGAUUAUUUAAACAAAAUAUGCUACGAAUUUUAAGGGCAUUAAGACUUGGGCAAACCCCUCAAAGGGCAUCCAUAUUCCAACAAUGCCAUGGAAAUGGAAUCAUUAGCCCCAACAAAUUGUCUUCUGGUUUCGGAUGUGUGACAUCCUCCCCACCCACCAUGCAGCUGAAAGGAUUGGAGAAUGUUACUGUCUCAGAGGUGCUUAUGACAAAAGGGCAAGAGAAGAUUGGUUCCUGGCUCUCAUGCCAAGUUGACGAUGCUGUUAUCAAUGCAAUGAAGAACAUGGCUGAAAACAAUAUUGGAUCAUUGGUUGUACUAAAGUCAGAGGGCCACCUAGCAGGCAUUGUCACAGAAAGAGAUUGCUUGAAGAAAAUAGUUGCACAAGGAAGAUCACCCUAUCACACACAAGUUGGUGAAAUAAUGACUAAUGAGCAAAACUUGAUAACGGUGACCUCUGACAUGAACAUUCUUCAAGCAGUGCGACUUAUGACAGAGAAUAGUAUCAGACAUGUUCCAGUUAUAGACGGGAAAAUAGUGGGAAUGAUAUCCAUUGUAGAUGUAGUUCGAGCAGUGAUGGAGCAGCAAAAUGGAGAAUUGAAACGACUCAAUGAUUACAUCAAAGGAGAAUACUAUUAGCUAGAAACAAUUCAAUCACUGCAAUUAUAUAUAAACAUCU
Arachis stenosperma is the source of this 694-nucleotide messenger RNA. RefSeq names its product CBS domain-containing protein CBSX3, mitochondrial. The transcript is spliced from 4 exons. Bases 37 to 654 code for a protein of 205 amino acids. Lineage: Eukaryota; Viridiplantae; Streptophyta; Magnoliopsida; Fabales; Fabaceae. The record is from RefSeq and is a predicted model, not a curated record.